Messenger RNA from Plasmodium berghei ANKA, 5595 nucleotides. Its product is annotated as conserved Plasmodium protein, unknown function. The coding region runs from base 1 to 5595 and encodes 1864 amino acids. NCBI's taxonomy places the organism in Eukaryota, Apicomplexa, Aconoidasida, Haemosporida, Plasmodiidae. The record is from RefSeq and is a predicted model, not a curated record. The transcript has a single exon.
AUGGUUCGAAAUAAAAAGAUGAACAGCAAUGUGGAUUUGUGUGUUAAUCACGUCGACAUAAAUAAUACUUAUGUGGAUAUAUUAAAUAUUCACGAAACAUUAGUAAAUCAUAUCCAAGCAAUAGCUCCCCAAUUUUACAGUUUGGUAGAAACAAAUUUUAAUUUAAAAAAUGAAACGAAUGAAAUAAUAAAAAGUGUAAGUCAUGACAAUAGUGGUAAUAGUGAGAAUAAUAAUAAUAAUAAUAAUAUUAGCUAUAUUGAUCAAUGUAAUAAUAAUUUAUCAUUUAAAAAAAAUACCACACAUUCAAUUAAUAAUAAAGAUAAUAUAAAAUUUUCAAAAAAAACUCAUAUAUACAAUUUGUAUACAAAUAAUUAUGCUCCUAAUUAUUACGACUGUAAUAGUAUAUCGUUAAAUGCGGACGAAGCUUCCAACAAAUGUGAUGAAUAUAUUAAUUAUGAGAUUAGUGACAAAAAAUUAUUAUCGAGCGAUAAUCUUUUAUAUAAAAAAAAUAAAACAGAACAAAUAAUAAAAUUAAAAGAAAAGAAUACUUGUUUUAUAAAUACGACAUAUGGCAAUUAUGAUAGUAAGAAUAAAUGUAUUUUAAAAAAUACCGAUGAACAGAAAAAACAGUUAUACGAAUGUUCCAAUAUUUGUAAAACCCCAAUUAAUAUUGAUCAUGUAAAUGAUACAAUUUAUUCGAGACAGCUAGAUACUAAUAUAAAUGAUAGUAAUGUUGCUAAUUCUGAAAAUUUUAUUCAAAUAAAUACAAGUCAAAAAAACAAAGAGUGUAUUAAGAAUAUACGAUACCCCGGAUAUUAUUUAAAUCUCAAUGGUCAAGAUCAAAUAAUUGAUAAAAACAUAAAUGACAUUGUUCCCCUUGGUAAACAAGUUCGAAAUAGUGGCUCUGAAUAUUUAGGAGGAUGUAAUGUUGUAAAUCUUGAAAAAGAAAUUAAAAUUUGUGAAAAUAUGGAAAAAUAUGUUAAUUACAAUGAUCAUAAUGACUUAAAAAUGGGAGCACACUCAAAUUUUGAGAUUCAAUAUUGCACCAAUUGCCCUAAUUUAAAAAAAUAUAUGAUAAAAAUAAAUAAUGUAGAAAAUUGCUUAAAAAAUACAUGCACAAAUCAUAAUUAUAUGAACAAGUCAGGUAAAAAUGAAAAAUAUGAAAACGUUUAUACGUUGAAUAGUGAUGAAAAUGAUGAAAACAAUCUCAAUUACGAAAUUUUUUUUCCAAACAAUUUGAAUAAUAUGCAUGUUAGUGGUAAUUUAGAAGCAUUUGGUACAAAAUUAUCAAAAUAUGAUAUAAACACAUGUACGGAUAUUAAAAAAUAUAAUGAAGUAAACAAUCAUUUUAAUUUUUUAAAACAUGGACAACAAAUACAUAAACCAAUUUAUUAUAAUAAUUGUAGAACUAAUGAUGAUACAUAUUUUUCAAAGGAUAUCAACCAUUCUAAUAAAAUUAUUCUAAAUAUAUGUGAUGAAAAUAAUUUAUUUAAUAAAUUAAAUAAAGAAAACUAUGUUCAAAUGGGAGAAGAAAUGAAAAAUUAUGUACAUUCAGGUAAAAUGCAAUUUGAUUUUAUAAAAAAUGAAACAAACUCUAAGUUAUCAAUUGGGGAGAAAAAUAAAAUUUAUAAAUUUGAGCCAAAUAUUAUAUUUGAUCAACAAAUUUAUAAUAAUAUGAAAGGUAAACUUUAUGAUAAUUAUUAUUCGAAUCAUAGUUCUAAAGAAAAUAAUAAUGCAAAUGAUCAAGAUAAUAGAACACAUAAAUAUGAUGAAAACAAUAACAAUAAAAGUAGCAGCAAUGAUACAACAAGUGGAGGGGGUAUCGGAAUCGGAUUGAAUAAUAAAAACACAAGUGGGAACAAUGAUGAUGGUAAUGAUGAUGAUGAUAAAAGUCGAGAUGGAGAUAAACAAAAUUGUAAUUAUCACGAAAUAAAUGAUGAAGAAGCGGAAGAUAAAAAUAAGAAUGAUAAAAAAAAUCAAGAUGAUGAAAUAAAUGAGAAACAAGCUAAUGAAAUAAAUAAUAAGAAAAAUAGCAACGAGCAGAUUGUUACACACAUUAUUAUGGAUAACAAUGAUGACGAUGAUAAUAAUAAUAAUAAUAAUAAUAAUAAUAAUAAUAAUAAUAAUAAUAAUAAUAAUAAUAAUAAUAAUAAUAAUAAUAAUAAUAGUAAUAAUAACAAUAAUAAUAGUAAUAAUAGCAAUAAUAAUAGUAAUAAUAGUAAUAAUAACAAUAACAAUAAUAAUAAUAAUAAUAAUAAUAAUAAUAAUAAUAAUAAUAAUAAUAAUAAUAAUAAUAAUAAUAAUAAUAAUAAUAAUAAUAAUAAUAAUAAUAAUAAUAAUGCUCAAACAAAUGGGCAGCAAUUUUGCGAUUCUAAAAAUUGUAUAAUAUCUAAAAUAAACGAGUCAAAGGUUGCUCCUAACGAUAUUAAUAAUAAUAAUAAUUAUAUACCUUAUAAUAAAAGUUAUGCUAGUGAUAGUACCUUCACAGAUGUGCACACAUAUGAUAGAAAUGCCGACACUGAAUCGAUUAAUAAUUUUGUUGAUUCAAAUAUGGCAAACAGUCAAGAAGAUUUAAAUAUAUUAAAUAAACAUAAUAAUCAUGUUACUAAUAUAAACGAAGGGAAUUAUUUUGGAAAUGGUGGACGCGCUAGCCAUGUCAAUCGUAAUAAUGGUAGUAAUGUAAAUUUUUCUGACAAUGUUCAUAACCGUUUUUCUAAAAGUAACAUAAAUAAUGAAACCUUAAUAAAUAAUAUACAAAUAUUAAAUGGAAAUAAAAAUGAGAAUUCAUUUCGAAAUAUAAAAAAAAAAUCGAUUAAUGAUAUAACCAUGAAUGCUCAUAAUUAUAAUAAUGAAGUUGGUAAAGAUUUUCCAAACAAUUUCCCAGGGAAAUAUUCAACCGAUCAUUCAGGUAAUUAUUCAGGAAAUAUUUCAACAAAAUUUUCACACAAAUUUUCGAAUAAUGAUAUGCAUAAUAUGUGUGAUAAUAUAUAUAACAAUUAUAAUAUAAAUACCAAUGAUCAAAAUAGUAAAUGUUUAAAUGAUGUUAGUAAUAAUUGUGUAGAAACAGAUUUAAUGAAAUUUACAAAUAAUACAUAUAUUGAUAUUCACAAAAUCAUAAAAAAUGAUGAUAUGUUAAAAAUGGAAUUUACAAAAAUGGAAGAUUGCUUUAAAAAUGUUCCAAUUUCAAACAAGGUUUCCAGUAUUGAUGGAACAAAAACAUCUGGCGAUAGCUUAUCGGAUCCUAAUCCAGAUAAAAUACGAAUAAAUAAUAAAAAAGAUUCUAUUAGAGGCAAUGGUAUUAAUAGAUAUAAUGGAGGGGGGUUCAAGAGUAAAUCAAAAAACAAUUCUAAGGAUAAUGAUGUGUCAAGAAUGUAUGAUAACUAUAAACAAUUAUUAACAUUAGAUGACACUAUGAUAGAUGGAUAUAAUAAUCAGAAUUUUGAUGAAUUAUAUUUUCUUCAAAAUAAUAAUAUUCAUCCAAAUGUCUUAAAUGAUGAUAUAAUUAAUGAUAGUAUAAUAAAUAAUAAUAUUGAAAAAAUAAUUGAUAUUAUGAAUAUCAAUAAUGAAAAUAUAAUAAAUAAAAAUAUACCACUUGAAGGAAAUGGAAAUAUGGUUGUUUCAGGUUCUGGUGGAACUGGCUUUGUUGCUUCGCCACCAGAUGUAUCCACUUCUCAUUUAGCUAAUGUAUCUAAUAAAAUUAUGAUUAAUAACAGAUCGAAUUGCAAUCCAAGGGAUAGCAUAAAGAACAUGCAUAACAAUAUUCCACAUAUUUUGCAACAAAAUGCAUAUAUACAAGGAAAAGAAAAAAAAAGAAAAAUAACAUGUAUUAGUACAAAUAAUGAGAAUCCAUGUACAAUUAUAAACAAAUUAGAUAACAUGAAAGAUUGUGGAAUUUUAAAAGAAUUUGAUGAUAAUAAAUGUGUAAACACUAAUAAUACUAGAUAUAAUAAAGAUAAAAAAAAAAUAUAUCAAAAAAUGGAUAUAAGAAUGCUAAAUAAAACUGUACAAAAAAAUAAAGAAAUAUGUACAAACUGUUAUAUACAUUAUGAUCAUUCUAAAUCCAGUUAUAUAUUAACAUUUAUUAAUAGAAAACAAAAAAAACAAAGAAAAAUAUUCCCAGUGGAACCAAAUGAAAAAGAUGAGCCAUAUAUAAUAAAAAUUGUAAAUUAUAUAAAUAAAUUAAAAGAAGAAAACAAAAUAUAUGGAGUCAAUGCAAAUGGAAAUAUGAAAGAAAUAGAGGAAGGAAAAAAUAAUUUAGAAUAUAACAAACAGCCACUUGUUGAUUUUUCGAACAACCCUCACAGAAGUAAUAUAAUCAAACCUGUAAUAAAUAAUAUAAGAAUUGAAAACACUAUUGACAAUAAUAAAAGAACUAGUAUAUAUGGGGUUUCCGAAGGAAAUAGAAAUAACAAUUUUUUCGACACACGAAAUAGCUCAAAUAUUGGUGUGUAUAUUAAUCCAAAACAAUUUGCAAAUACCAAACCUAUACAUAAUGAACAGCAAUAUGGAGAAGACGGAAAUUUAAUAAUUAAAAAAAAUAACAAUAAUAAUAACAAUAGUAAUAAUACAGGGAUUAAUAAUAUGAGAUCAGGAAAUAGCUUCACUAAGCAAUUUCCAAAAAUACCAUAUACCCAACCAAACAAUAUGAAUUAUGCACACAACGAUAUAGCUAAUAUUAAUAAUAGAAGUAACAAUUUUAUAAAACCCUUAAAUUAUUUUGAUAAUAUUUCAGCUAGCCAAAAUAUGGAUUUUAUAAAUUAUAAUAUGGCAAAUAAUAAAAUAGAUUUUAAUAUGGUUAAUAAUACGUGUGCAGAAGAAAAACAACCAAUUAAUAUGUUUUAUGAUCAUGAUAAUAAUAAUAGUAGUAAUAAUAAUAAUAGUAAUAAUAAUAAUAAUAAUAAUAAUAAUGGGAAUGGGUCGAAACAAGUCGAUGGAAAUUAUGUAGCAGAUAUGAAUAUUAUUCAUAAUAUGAACUCUGAAAUAGCUAGUAGCUUAAAUGGUGGGCUCAAUCAAAAUAUGAGAAUGGCUAACAUAAAUUAUGCACCAAAUAUUAAUGAAAAUUGCAAUCGAAUAAAUAGUGUACCUUUACAUAUAAAUCAUAAUAUUAAUAAUCAUUUCCAUACAAAUAUGAAUGAUAUUAAUAAUAACUCUUUUGGUAAUAAUUUUUAUGAUAAUAUCCCUUCUGAUAUAAAUGGAAAAAAUAGCAUAUACCCAUUUUCAAAUAUAAAGGGAAUGAAUAUUAUGAAUGCUAAUAAUAAUCAACACUCAUCGAUUUCCCCAUCUGGUUGUGGAACGAUUACAGCCAAUUCACCAUCUCCUAAUAAUUCUAUUAAAAAUAACCAACACAAUAAUACUAACAAUUUGUUAGUAAAUCAAAACGAUGAAUACCAUUCAGCUAAUAUUAUGAAUAAUAUGAAUUUUAAUAUUUAUUCAGGAAAUAUACCAAAUAAUGAUGAUACCGAAAUUAUCAAAAAUUAUAACAAUAUAAUAAAUGAUUAUCAGAGAAAUAUAUUUAAUUCAAAUAAUUAUGGUAACACAAAUAGUAUGGAAUCCAUUUUAUCCCUUAGAGGGGGAAGUGUGCAUAAUAAUGAGUAA